AGAAGGAAGAAGCUCCGAGAAGCAGAGCUGCAAUUACCACUCUCCGCUUCACUCACAUUAUCGUCAUCUAAUCUUCAUGCUCGCCGCCUGUGUGGCAGCCAUGGCCGCGCACACUAUCCUCUCUUCCGCCACCGUCGCCUCCCACUCUCUCCUCUUCCCCGUCUCCGCCCCCAACGCUUCUCCGCUCCACUCCUCUUUCCACGGCGUCUCCCUCAAAGUCAACAACAAACCUACUCACCAAUCGCUCUCCCUCCGCGCCGUCUCCGCCCCCAAGCCCCUCACCGUCGUCGCCUCCUCCAAGAAGGCCGUCGCUGUACUCAAAGGCACCUCCAAUGUUGAAGGCGUCGUCACUCUCACACAAGACGCCGAUGGUCCUACCACUGUGAAAGUUCGUAUAACUGGGCUUACUCCUGGACUUCAUGGAUUUCAUCUUCAUGAGUUUGGUGAUACGACAAAUGGGUGCAUUUCUACAGGACCACAUUUUAAUCCCAAUGGGUUGACACAUGGAGCUCCUGAGGACGAAGUCCGUCAUGCGGGUGACCUGGGAAACAUAGUGGCUAAUGCCGAAGGUGUUGCUGAAGCAACAAUCGUCGAUAGCCAGAUACCAUUAAGUGGUCCAAACUCAGUUGUUGGAAGAGCUUUAGUUGUACAUGAACUUGAGGAUGACCUUGGAAAGGGUGGCCAUGAGCUUAGUCUCUCUACUGGAAAUGCAGGUGGACGGUUGGCAUGCGGUGUGGUCGGUUUGACUCCAAUAUAAUUCAAGAAUUGGAGCUGCCUCUUUCUUCAAUUAGCGUUACUUCCUUCACUUGUUUCGCAUAGAGUUUGCAUGGCGAGGUCAUCUCAGAUAGUCACAACCUAAUAAAUUUGGAUCUGUAUGUAUACAUUAGUGAGUUUAGCAUGGCUUUGCAAGUAAUGCUUCUUCAAUGUAUUGUUAUUCAAUUAUUCACCUCUUCCAAUAACAAAAUGACCCUGCUUACAUUUAUGUUUCCAACUGUUUUGUAUGUAUUGUCAACUGUUCUUUCCUGCAUCCUAUCAUAAAUAAUAUGAUCAAACUCGCACUUGUAGGGUGUAAAAUUUAUUCCUAA
This is a messenger RNA of Ipomoea triloba (trilobed morning glory), 1085 nucleotides long. Its product is annotated as superoxide dismutase [Cu-Zn], chloroplastic. The transcript is spliced from 8 exons. Lineage: Eukaryota; Viridiplantae; Streptophyta; Magnoliopsida; Solanales; Convolvulaceae. The record is from RefSeq and is a predicted model, not a curated record. Bases 77 to 757 code for a protein of 226 amino acids. Gene Ontology annotation, biological process: removal of superoxide radicals. Gene Ontology annotation, molecular function: copper ion binding; superoxide dismutase activity.